Messenger RNA from Boeremia exigua, 885 nucleotides. RefSeq lists its product as uncharacterized. The record is from RefSeq and is a predicted model, not a curated record. The transcript has 2 exons. NCBI's taxonomy places the organism in Eukaryota, Fungi, Ascomycota, Dothideomycetes, Pleosporales, Didymellaceae. Bases 128 to 871 code for a protein of 247 amino acids.
GUUGCCGUUUAUCAUUAUCAGCCACGCCCCCGCCCCGCAAACGUCAUCAGGGUCCUGAAGCACAGGCAGCGACCCAGUAUCGUUCGGUCCAACGCGUAACGUUCAACACCACACCCACAUCCACAACAUGCGUUUCUCGACAACCGCUGUCCUUGCCCUGCCGGCGCUCGCCCUUGCCGAGCAGCAGAUUCCCCUCCUCGAGAAGGUCAAGGGUUUCUUCAACCAGGCGACAGCGUCGGUGGCCUCUGUCAUUCCCUCUGCGCCGUCUGUGCCCUCUGCGCCCGUAGAGGCAGCAGCAGCCAAGAUUGCCGAGGUGGUCCAGCACGAUCUCACUCUCGAGAACUGGAAGGAGCUCCUGACCGUCGAUCCCACCGUCAGCGCGCCCGCGACACAGGACUGGCUGAUCUUCGUUACUGGUGGCAACAGCACAUGUUACGGCUUCUGUGGACCUGCUGAGAAGGCAUGGAACGCAUCAACCCCCGUCAUUGCCGCUCAGCCGUCGUCGCCUAAGCUCGGUUUCCUUGAUUGCGAAAGGGAGAACAUCCUCUGCAACUCGUGGUCUGUCGGUGCGCCGGCUCUGAUCCAGUUCCGCAUUCCCAAGCCUUUGGCUGACCAGUCUGCGCCCGUUCCUGAGUACCGUUACAAGCCUUUGAACCGCACUUCCACCACCACCGAGACCUUCAAGGAGCUUGUCGUUGAUAACAAGCUUGACGAGGUUGCUCCCUACGAGGGUCCUUUCCACCCCUUCAACGGUCUGCUCCAGCAGUACGGCCUCGCUAUCCCCUUCGGAUACUUCACCUGGGGCUUCUCCAAGAUGCCUUCCUGGUUGCCCAUGAUCCUCAUCUCAUUCUUCAGCAGGACUUUCAUGUAAGUCGGACGUCUCCA